Molecule: messenger RNA, 5525 nt
Organism: Musca domestica (house fly)
Lineage: Eukaryota; Metazoa; Arthropoda; Insecta; Diptera; Muscidae
Product: speract receptor
Exons: 17
Coding region: 793-4575 (1260 amino acids)
Biological process (GO): intracellular signal transduction; receptor guanylyl cyclase signaling pathway; protein phosphorylation
Cellular component (GO): membrane
Molecular function (GO): peptide receptor activity; guanylate cyclase activity; ATP binding
Source: RefSeq, a predicted model, not a curated record
AAAUCUAAGAACUGUUUUGGGAGGCAAACUGUCUGCAACAGCAACCAUUUGAAACGUAGACCAAACAAACCUUUAGGAAACCACAAAUCUUAUCAGGCAAUUUCAAAAAGUACUUAAGUGCGGACAAGCGAGAGAGAGAGAGAGAGAGAGAGAGAGAGGGGGGGAGAAAGAAAACCAUUCACACACACACGUUUAGAUGUAUGUACACGCAACAUGAAAUGUUAUUUUAAAACUAAUGAAGCAUAAACCAUUCAAAGAUUAGGAUAAACAUUCAGAGAUUUAUUGGUGGACCGCAAGAAAAGAUAUUAGUGGCCGAUUAAAACGCACACACCCACUCUCGCCAACCAACUCCCCCUCCUUUCAUUCCGCAAAAGCCAAAAGAGCAACAAUUCGUUACAACAAACAUCAACACAAACUAUGAAGCGGAAAAAAGACUCGCUGGAGAAGCGUUUGGAAAUCAACAUUUUGUGUAAAAAGCGAAUUCGUUACAUGCUUUGGCUGGAUGGCCAAUGAGUGCGGCGAAGGUGUAACUCGAGAGCAAUAAAGAAAGGAAUCCCAGAACCACUACUAACUUGGCUGCAAACAUAUAUAUCACGUCCCCCUCUUUGGCUGGGAAAUAAUUGGAAACCUUUAAUGCACAGCAGCUGUGCAAAUUAUUUCCUAAUUUCUUGGAAGCGAAACUAAGACGAUAUCCAACCCUCCUCAUCUGCUACUGAACACAAAACUAUUAACGCGCAUUUCCCCCCACCCCCUCGGGCAAACAUCAAUCUUGUUCCAGUCGUGCAGCACGUAAUGAAGACACUCUUACGCUCAUUAGCGUUGUUAUAUUCAUCGUCGUCCUCCUCGUCGUUGUCGCCGUCUUUCACGUCCACGUUCUCGCCAGCAUCGUCAUCGCCAUUCGCUGUUAAUAAAUUCUUGAUUCUUGUUGCAUUUUUAAUUUUCUACUCCACAUCCGGUGGCCAACGUUUGGUGGGGGCAGAAACUUUUACUUUGGGCUAUUUAACGGGUUCCCAGAGAACGCCGGGAAAUUUGGAUUACCAAAGACCAGGCAUUACCAUCUCCGGAGCCAUUAGCCUGGCGGUCAAAGAAGUCAAUGAGGGCGAAUUGAAAUCGUUGGGCCAUGAAUUGGAUUUCUUAGUAGCCGAAACGUAUGGCGAUGAGGUCAACAGUAUACGCCAAACAGCAGCCUUGUGGACCAAACAAAUAGUUGGCUACAUUGGACCCCAGGAGACCUGUGUCCAUGAGGGCCGCAUGGCCGCUGCCUUCAAUUUACCCAUGAUAUCUUAUUAUUGCACACACCGUGACACCUCCAAUAAACAUGAUUUUCCCACAUUUGCCCGUACCCGUCCACCGGACACACAAAUCUCCAAGUCGGUUGUGUCACUUUUGAUGGCUUUUAACUGGACCCAGGUAACUUUUUUGUAUCUUGACCAUCCGGAUAGUUUGUAUCAACCUGUGGCCGAUACCAUCUUGAGUAUUUUAAAGAGUGCUGCCAUUACUGUACGUGACGUCAGGACAUGGAAGACCAUCUAUCAUCAUGGUUUUAUGGCAAAUCCUUUUGUGGACUUGGUCGAGCAGACUUAUACAAAUACGCGCAUUUAUCUUAUAUUGGGUCAUUAUUACGAACAUGUGGGCUUAAUGGUGGCCCUUCAUGGCAAAGGUCUGCUCGACGAGGGUGAGUAUUUUGUCCUGGGAGUCGAUAUUGAGCAGUAUGACCCCUCCAAGCCGGAUAAAUAUUUACGCGGCCUUUUAUUGGAGAAAACCGAUGCCCGAGCGGAAAUGGCCUUUCAGUCGUAUUUGGGCAUCCUACCAACAGCGCCCAUUAAAUUUGCCGAAUUCGCCAAGGAGGUUAACAAAUACAUGGAACUGCCACCAUUUAAUUUUCCCAAUCCAUUGGGUCUAUUUGGAGGUGCCAAACAGAUAAGUGCUGAAGCGGCAUAUCUUUACGAUGCCGUACACUUGUAUGCCAAGGCUCUGAUUAAAGUCUUACGCCAGGGUGAUAGGCCAAGAAAUGGUACGGCCAUAAUCGAGGCUAUCAAGGGCUCCAAAUAUCGCAGUGCAAUGGGCUAUCACGUCUACAUCGAUGAAAAUGGAGAUGCUGCCGGCAAUUAUACAGUAUUAGCUCGUGGCUUGGCACGCAAUCAUAAAAAUAAAACAGUUCCUGGUCUGAUACCGGUCGGUACCUUUAGUCAGACGCAAAGUGAUAAAUUGCCUGAUCUCAAUUUGUAUGGCAAAAUAGAAUGGGUGGGCGCUGGUCGUCCGGCAGCAGAACCCAAAUGCGGUUUUGCCAAUGAAAAGUGUAUAAGUUAUACCGGUGAAAUAUCAGCUGGCAUUGCUGGAGGAGCCUUACUUCUGCUGGGCAUUGUCUCAUUGGUUCUCUAUCGCAAUUGGCGUUAUGAGCAAGAAUUGGAUAGUUUAUUGUGGAAAAUUGACUUUCGUGAAGUUCAAAUGCAUGAAAAUGAAAAGGAAUCCAAUGCCCAGAAGCAGACGAGGUCAACCCAUCCUCUAAUUCGCACUAGUCAAGUCAGUUUAAGUUCAAAUCCCGAUGCCGAUUUUCGUUAUACAACCAUUUUUACUCCCAUCGGGCUGUACAAGGGCCAAUUGUAUGCCAUUAAGAAAGUGCGCAAGAAAUGUGUAGAUAUUUCGCGGGAAAUGAAAAAGGAAUUGAAAUUGCUGCGCGAUGCCCGCCAUGACAACAUUUGUGCUUUUAUUGGAGCCUGCACAGAUCCUCCCAACAUUUGUAUCAUAACCGAAUACUGCACCAGGGGUAGCCUUAAGGACAUUUUGGAGAACGAGGACGUCAAGCUGGACAACAUGUUUAUCGCGUCCAUGGUAGCCGAUAUAAUACGUGGUGUCAUUUAUUUACAUGAAUCGCCCAUACGUUUCCAUGGGUCUUUGUGCACUUCCAAUUUGUUGAUUGACUCACGCUGGGUGGUUAAAUUGAGCGACUUUGGUUUGUUUGCUUUCAAGAAAGGCAUCGAGGACAAUUCGACAGAUGUGGUGUCAAUGGCUGCCAAAUGCACAAAAUUACUUUAUCGGGCUCCGGAAUUAUUGCGGCAAGGUCCAGCUUCUUUGGUGAUGGGUACACAAAAAGGUGAUUCAUAUUCGUUUGCCAUUGUGCUCUAUGAAUUGCACACACGCCAUGGACCCUUUGGGGAAACGGGCCUAACACCAAUGCAGUGUCUGCAGAAGGUACUGCAAGUACAGGACAACCUCUAUCCCUAUCGGCCCUCCCUGCAGCCCUUGGAAACAUCUUUUGAUUGUGUUCGAGAAAUCCUCAACGAAUGCUGGGCUGAGCGGCCUGAAGAUCGUCCCGACUUUAAGACAAUACGUGCCAAAUUGAGACCCCUGCGCAAGGGCAUGAAACCCAACAUCUUCGACAAUAUGAUGGCAAUGAUGGAGAAGUAUGCCAAUAACCUAGAGGCUUUGGUCGAUGAGCGUACCGAUCAAUUACAGGAAGAAAAAAAGAAGACUGAUGCUUUGCUUUUGGAAAUGCUGCCGCGGCCAGUGGCGGAGCAAUUGAAAAAGGGUCAUAAGGUUGAUCCGGAGAGCUAUGAACAGGUUUCCAUAUAUUUUAGUGAUAUUGUGGGCUUCACGUCGAUGUCGGCGGAGAGUACACCGCUACAAGUUGUGGACUUUCUCAAUGACCUUUACACCUGCUUUGAUUCCAUCAUAGGCCACUAUGAUGUCUACAAAGUGGAGACCAUAGGUGAUGCUUAUAUGGUGGUUUCCGGUUUACCCAUACGUAACGGCGAUUUACAUGCCGCUGAAAUUGCCUCCAUGUCCUUGCAUCUGCUGGAUGCAGUUUCAGAAUUCAAGAUACGUCAUCGUCCCCACAAUAAGUUACUGUUACGUAUAGGUAUCCAUACGGGCCCCGUAUGUGCUGGGGUGGUGGGCCUGAAAAUGCCUCGCUACUGUCUGUUCGGUGAUACCGUGAAUACAGCAUCCCGCAUGGAAUCUUCUGGCGUACCCCUGAAGAUCCAUUGUAGUUGGCAGUGUAAAGAGCUGUUGGAGCGCCUGGGUGGCUAUCAUUAUCAGGAACGUGGCAUGGUUAGCAUGAAAGGCAAGGGAGAUCAAAGAACCUAUUGGCUGUUGGGUGAGGAUGAAGAGGCUAAACAAAGACGUACCUAUGAGCGGUCACAACGCAGAGGCUCGAGGGCAUUGAAUAAAUAUAUACAGGGUACCAUUAAACAACAACAGCAGCAGCAGCAACAACAACAAAAUAAUAGCCUAUCCGUGGCCAAUGAUUUGGGUAUUCGUUCAUCGUUGAAAAAAAUGCCGAGGAAUUCAUUGACACGUUCCUCGAGUUUGGAAUCGCCAAAGAAACUAAGAUUUGCCACAGGUUCCCUACUGGAGCAUCAUCGCUAUCAUAGUGACGAAGCUCUCAUAGAAGUCGUUACAGACUCUUACACCGGUCUGCGUCGCUCGUCGGGAACCUCGUGUCAUUCGCGCUACGAAGAGUCUACACUAUCUUGCCAAAGCUGUGAUGAUUUGACCAAUCUACAACGCCAAAGACGUCCAUCAUCCUAUCCCAAUGCCAAUACGCCGCUCUUGCUGAACCACAAGGAAACUUGACAAACGAACUUCAAAAAAAUAUAAACAAUAAUUAAAAUAGAACAAGAAUUUAAAAUCAAAAUCCAAACUCCGAUUCAAUGUUACUACGGACGAAAACAAUAAUCUUUCUCUUGAUAUAUACCUAUUUGUUAACUCGACAAGUACUUACGUGUGUGUUUCGUUUUAGUUACUAAGAGUACCGUUUUAAAUAAUAGAGAUAUAUAAUGCUUAAGUCCAAACUUAUAAUUGUGUUCAUUUACAUAUGAAAUAUGUAAAGUUUUAUAAAAUAUUUAUCAAUAAUUCGAAUAUUGUACUUAAAAAUGUUUUUUAUUUGUUUUUUUUUUUUUUUAGAAAAAUCAAUUUGUGUUAAAUUAGUUGCUUAUUGUUUUUUUUGUUUUUAAUAUUAGGAACAUUUUUAUUUUUGUGUGUCUAGUCUCUUUUUAUAAAAAAAUAAUGUUUAAGCUUUUAUGUAUGGCAUAUUUUAGUUGUAUUUAUUUAUUUUUAAGUGAGCAUCUAGUAAAUUGAAUGUUAAAGAUUAAGAUAAAUUUUAUUAAAGCUUUUGUUUAUUUUCAAUAUUUUAUGCAUUUUAAAUGCUGUGUAAAAUCCAGGUUCCAGUUCUCUCAUUCGAUGUCGAAAUAAAUUCUAUCGAGAUAAAUUUCUGCAUGCUCAAAUGAUGUUCAAAAUUCGAUCUCUAGUCUACCGAAAUAUUCAAUUAACUGAAGCUAAAAUUGACAUAAUAAAAAUUUAUUUUGAUCGAAAAUUGUCGAUAUUGAAUGAGAGAACUUUUCCCCCCGAUGGUUACUAGCAGCGGCUUAUCACUCUGAUACUGAGUGACAGAUAAUUUUGCAAUAAUUAUUUAACUUUCCAUUGUAAACUUAUAUACUUACAACUGUAUUAUAUUAGAAGAAAUUUUUAGCUCGAGGAGCUCCGUAAACCUAUUAAAUAUUAAAAAUAAAUGUUGUUAAAAUAAA